This is a messenger RNA of Gossypium raimondii (Peruvian cotton), 1426 nucleotides long. Its product is annotated as S-adenosylmethionine decarboxylase proenzyme 4. The record is from RefSeq and is a predicted model, not a curated record. Gene Ontology annotation, cellular component: cytosol. The transcript has a single exon. Gene Ontology annotation, molecular function: adenosylmethionine decarboxylase activity. NCBI's taxonomy places the organism in Eukaryota, Viridiplantae, Streptophyta, Magnoliopsida, Malvales, Malvaceae. Gene Ontology annotation, biological process: spermidine biosynthetic process; spermine biosynthetic process. The coding region runs from base 213 to 1226 and encodes 337 amino acids.
AUCAUGAUUCUUGGUUGCCUCACCCGCAUGCCUUUCCCACUUCUCUCUCUCUCUAAAAACUUCCCUAUAAAACCCACUCUCUCCACUUCUUCUUCAAUCUUCAUCCCUCUCUCUCUCUAUUUUCCUCCCUUUUGAUCCAUUUUCCCAACUUCCACUUUGGGUUUUCCUUGUUCUUUUUUUCGAUUUGGUCGAGGGUUUUUUUUUUUUUAGCAAUGGCUGUUUCAGGUUUCGAAGGGUUUGAGAAACGCUUAGAGCUCCAUUUCUUUGGGGACGAUAAUGAUCCAACGGUCACCACAAUGGGACUUAGGCUGCUUGAUUUUGAAUCACUGGAAAAUGUGUUACGUGUCGUUCAAUGCACUGUCGUUUCGGCUGUCGGGAACCAUUUCUUCGAUGCUUACGUGUUGUCUGAAUCCAGUUUGUUUGUUUACCCCACUAAGAUCAUCAUCAAAACAUGUGGGACCACUCAGUUACUCAAAUCGAUUCGGCCGUUGAUUCACUUGGCCAAAAAUCUCGGCCUUACGAUAUGCGGGUGUAGGUACACCCGAGGUACUUUCAUCUUCCCUAAAUCACAGCCUUUCCCUCAUAUUAACUUCAAACAAGAAGUUAUUUACAUUGAAGAAAAUCUCCCCAACAAUCUUUGCUUUCGAAAAGCUUCCGUUAUGCCUUCCAAGAACCCUUCCUAUUCGUGGCAUGUUUUCUCCUCCGCUUCUGACAAUGGAGCUCAUUUCUCCGACGGUGAAUUCACCGUCGAAGUUUGCAUGACGGAGCUCGACCGAGUCUUGGCUCGGAAAUUCUUCAAAACCGGUGGAGACUCAGCUGCUAAAGAAAUGACCGACUUGACUGGGAUCGGCAACAUUAACCCUCGAGCUUUGAUUUGCGAUUUCGUGUUUGAUCCUUGUGGGUACUCCAUGAAUGGCGUCGACGGUGAUCGGUACUCCACGAUCCAUGUCACACCUGAAGAUGGGUUCAGUUACGCUAGCUUCGAGUAUGUUGGGUCCGUUUACGAUGACCAAGACGACAUUGUUGAGACCUUGAAGAAGGCGGUUCAAGUUUUCAAGCCGGCGACGGUUUCUGUUUCAACGACGAGCCAUCGCCGUGAAGUUUGGACCAGGGUAGCUCAUGCCAUGGAACCAUUAGGACUCAAAUGCCGGAGUUUCGCUAUGGAUGAGUUCCCCACCGCCGGUACUGUCGUCUUCCAAACGUUCACGGCGGCUCGCCGGAAAUAAAACCAGAAAAAGACGUCAUCAACAACAACGACAACAACAAAGGUAGAUAAAACGUUAAAACCAGUGAAGUAGAGAGGUUUAGUUGGGGGAAUUUUUUGUAUGAAAAAUCUAGGGGUUAAGAAAAAAGGUAAAAUUCUGGUUUUGGUCCCUCAAUUAUACUCAAAUUUUGGAUUUAUUCUCUAUAUUUUAAUUUGACAUAA